Necator americanus (New World hookworm) is the source of this 7953-nucleotide messenger RNA. RefSeq lists its product as uncharacterized. The transcript is spliced from 68 exons. NCBI's taxonomy places the organism in Eukaryota, Metazoa, Nematoda, Chromadorea, Rhabditida, Ancylostomatidae. The record is from RefSeq and is a predicted model, not a curated record. Bases 1 to 7953 code for a protein of 2650 amino acids. Gene Ontology annotation, molecular function: protein binding.
AUGGACACUGGCGCUGUUUUCGAGAAUUUUGUCACUGCGUCGACUUUUCGCUCCAUACAAAAUGCCUUUUAUCAACUGUGCAUAGUGGCUGAUAUUGAUCCGUCUGAUUCUGUAAAUGUAUACAAAAAGCUUCGUUUAUUGGAUGACUGGAAAGCGCAAAAGCUGUUCAAGCUUCUUGAUAAGAAAUGGGAACUUGCUGAGUACAAGAAGCAGAAAGCCGGUGAACGAUUGAACGUUUUCGUAAUCGGAGCUGGACCAUGUGGUUUACGAGCCGCUAUUGAAUGUGCGCUGUUGGGAUCUCGGGUUGUUCUCGUAGAACAGCGCGAUCGAUUUAGUCGUAAUAAUGUACUACAUCUCUGGGAGUUUGUCAUUCAAGAUUUGAAAUCAUUAGGCGCCAAGAUUUUCUAUCCAAAAUUUUGUACGGGCAGCAUCGAACAUAUCAGUAUCCGACAACUACAAUGCAUUCUCCUUAAAGUCGCACUCUGCUUUGGCGUUCAAAUCCAUGAUUCAGUUUCAUUUGUUCAGUUACUCUUCCCAAAAAUGCAGGAUAAUCACGUUACUGGAUUUCGUGCUUGCUUGGAGCCGAAAGGUCAUAUUCUCUCUGAUUACGACAUUGAUGUUCUUAUAGCAGCCGACGGGAAACGGAAUACCGUACCAGGAUUUCCUCGUGAAGAAAUGCGGGGCAAGUUAGCAAUAGGAAUAACAGCUAAUUUUAUCAACAACAAGACACCGGCAGAGGAAAGAGUGCCUGAAAUCAGCGGAGUCGCAUACAUCUUUAAUCAGUCGUUUUUCAAGGAGAUGUAUGCCAAAACCGGUGUCGAUUUGGAAAAUAUUGUCUAUUAUAAGGAUGAUACGCACUAUUUUGUGAUGUGUGCGAAGAAACAAAGUCUUCUGGAUAUGGGAGUCAUCCUUCAGGAUAACGAGGACGUUUCACAACUUCUAUCCAGUCAAAAUGUUGAUCAGGAGGCAUUGUGUCGAUAUGCACAGGCGGCUGCUGACUUUGCUACCAAUGGGAAGCUGCCUGCUUUGAAUUUUGCGAAGAACCAUCGAGGAGAGGAAGAUAUCGCAAUGUUCGACUUUACAAGCCUGUACUCGUCGAAAUGCUCCGUUCGAUUGGUAGAAAGAAUGAACAGAUACCUCUUGAUGGGUAUCGUCGGAGAUUCUUUACAUGAGCCGUUUUGGCCGACGGGAUCAGGUUGCGCUCGUGGCUUUUUGGGAGUUUUGGACACCGCAUGGUUGGUCAGAGAGUACGGAUUGAAUCAGAGGGGUCCGCUGGAAAUGAUCGCCGAACGGGAAAGCAUUUACCGUUUACUGGCUCAGGUUACUAAAGACAACAUGAACAAGGCGAUAAGUAAGUAUACUAUUGACCCACGAACGCGCUAUGUAUCAUUGGAGACAACGUUGCAGCCAGAAGACGUGGUUCAGAUUGUGAGCUCUGACAAUCCAAGAAUGGCUCCGAUUGGACAAGCACUGGUGCUGAAUAAUGCUUCUUCUGUUCAUACAAAUCCUGCUUUACGGAAGUAUUCUUUAUGGAAAUUCUGUCAUCAUGCGCUUGCCCCAUAUAAGAUAAAGCUGUUUGAUCUUGAUGGGUGUUGGAGUGAUGGAAGAGCUCUUGCUGGACUAGUGGCUAAGUUUCGACCUGGUGCAUUGGAUUAUUUCAAAGUUAUCAGCAUGCAGGAUGCAGAAGAAAGGUUGCAGGCUGCAUUCAAUGCUGUGAGAGAAGAAAUGGGAAUCUUGCAGCCUUGUGCUGUACAUGGAUGGGCUAAUCUCAGGGAGAACGCAAAAUACGACUAUAUUGAAAAGAUCGUUCACUACAUAAGAACAGACAACAAUCAUCUAAAGAAUGCUAUGGUUACGCUGAGGUCUCAUGCAGUCCAGAAACGAAAAAAUCAGAAACCGGUGACAUCAUCCAAUCCAAAAAAAUCUGGACCAAUUCAGAGAUUGGCGGACAAUUUAAUUAGAUGUUCAUCGUUUGCUGCACCGAAUACAAUGACUGUUGAGAAUACUGUGCUGUCUUCAUCAGCUUGUAUACGACCAGACAACGACCUUGAGAACGAGUUUGAAUUAGACGGAAUCCCUAAGAGGAAUUCAACCGUUAUUCGCCGCUAUUCCUACAAAACAUUGACCGAGCAGAAGGAUGAGGAUGCAAAGCACUUCACGAAACGGCCUCAUGUCGAUCGUCUUAAUCCCGAGCUCGUACAGAAGGUGGAAAGGAUCGUCUCAGGAGAUGUAACUCAGGAACGAAUUACCGAGUUCUACUUGGAGAAGAAUCGCAAGGCUGAACGCUUGACGCAAAAACUUCCUAAGAACGAUAUCGAAGAAAUGGAAAAGAAGCUGGAACAUUCUGGAAUGGGUGUUUUGUACACCAAGAAGGAGCACAUAAGCAGUCAGGACGAAAAAAUUAUUCGUACGAAUGCGGCGCAUGCUCGAAAAGAAGCGGAAAGCGGUUUUUCGAAUGAAGAGAAGAAGAGCAGGUUCAAAGAAUAUGACAAUAAAAUAGCAAAAUCCGACGAAGUAAUGAAGCGGCGUGAUCUAGCUGGUGUUGACCCCUUUGAAAAGUGGCGGCUUCCUAAUCCAUAUCCAACUGCUAUGGCGGAGAACGAUACACCGAAAUCGUCGGUUCCUCCUGCUCCUCCACAGAAAACUAAAGUGAUUUCGCAACAAAACGACGGAGUCAUUAUGAGGCCGGUUGCUCCGGUUCAACCGAAACGUCACAUGUCCGCUCCCGUUAUGCCGUCUGCGUAUGACAGCGUCAAUGCAAGACGCCAAGAAAACUGUCGCCUUUGUGAAAAGGUAGUAUACUUGGCGGAACGGAUGCAGGUAGAAUCCAUGUUCGUCCACAAGAAUUGUUUCCGGUGCGCAUACUGUAAUCAACCAUUGCGGCUUGGAGAGUAUGGAAAAGAUAAGGACCUUGAGUAUCAUUAUCCAAGGAGGUUCUUCUGUAAAACUCAUCUUCGCACACCUCUAAAAGAGAAGAUUGCACGCAUCCAACGCGCUAUCCGAAUGUUGGAGAAAAACGCAAAUCGUGAUCAAGAAAUGUCGACAGCAAAUGACGUGUCACCAACUGCCGAAGCACCAUCAAUUGCGCCUAAAUCUGACGAUCCAGUUACCCAAUGCUCCACGACCUUAAGUUUCUUCUCGCCUGAACAAUUGCGAGAGAGAACAGUCCAACGAAUUCGAGAAUGCGGUGUUAGUGGACCCAUCUCACCCAUUUCGGAAAUAGCGAGCAUUGAUGAGCGUACUCCUGAAAGAGCUGAGUUCAGUAAUCAGCUGAGGAAGUCGAGCUUGGUGCUGGUGGCAGAUACGAAGAGCCCAGAAUUGGAGUUCAAUACAUCGAACUCUAGUUUCGGAUCCGAUUAUGAAUCAGAAUGUGAUGCAUGCUCAAGCUGCUCGUUGCGAUCGUGUGAAGAUGCCGAUAGGAGCAGUCCUGCUCGUUCGUGUAGAAGCGAUGACGAAUCAAGCGCUACGGAAGGAGAAGAUGAUGCUUUAGAAGAAGGUGACCUGGAAGAGUUAGAGAAGACUGUGCUGCAAUUUUCCGAUGAGAAUCCAGAACGUCCUCUCACUGAUGCGCAGGUGGUAUCUGUUAUCAACAAAAUCAACGAGCGGCGGAAUGCACAGCUAACAACGCCGAGAAAUUCCUCUGAAUCUCCAGUUCAGAAUGGAGUUCCCGAAGAGAAGUUUUACACCCCGAGAGAAUUAUUCUUCCGAGAUAUGGGUGGAUCUACCAACGGUAGCAGCACUUCUGCACAAAAUAUAAACGGCAAUAAAUUAGCGGAAGAUGAUUUUUCUACACCACGGGCUGCACCAGACGCAUGGGAUAUAAGGAAGAAGAAAGCAGAAGAUUUGGAACGAUUGCGCACCGAAUCACGGCUAAAGGCGAAGUUGAAGACAGACGAAGAACUGGGAUUAGAUAAUCCCUCUGGAGAAAGGAGAUCCGCACCCGCAGUUGAACAUCAGCAUUCAAACGCUGUAUUAAACCGUUCAAAUACAGUCUCUCCACCUCGAGGUCGUGGAUCCUUGGAAAUAGAUGCAAUGGCUGCAGCAAAAAUUGUUCGCUCAUUCACAGUUUCCGCUGGAGAUGUUGAUCGAAAUAUAGUGAAAGCGGUUGAUGAAAAUGAAGAAAUGAGAGCAGAAGAUAACAAAGCACCGAUUCAACCGGCUCUGUCAAUACCAAAAACUCCUACCACGGGGUUGCUGUCGCGUUUAUUUAGUCCUAAUGCGCUUAGGAGACCACAACGGUCGAAGAGUCCACAUGUUAAUCCUGAGCGCAUUCAUUCGGAAAGUCGUAAAGAAACAAACAUGCUUGGUAGUACUUUCCGGCGUUUCAAGUUGAAACGAGAGGAGCAUUCAGCUAAAGACACUGCAUCCUCAUCCGCCCACAGUUCACCAUGUACGUCACCGAAUCCUGUUUUGAGUCUAUCAGGAAGUGAACCUGACAAUCGUGAUGUGCCAUGUGCUGCUGUUGCUCCAUCUCCUCGAUUAGAAGCUGCUGCAAGUAAUUCGCCAACGCAUAUAUCUGUGAAUGAGAGAAAUAUUCGACUAUUCCAAAAGCGUGCUGAGAAAAUACGAAGACAACACGAUGAUGAACGUCGUCGCAGUGCGCAGGAGAUUCAACGUGGUUUGCAGGAGUGCGAGAUUCGCCUUGAAGAAAUCAAAUCUGUGGGGCAGUCGUUGGAGAUGAAACUUUUGGAAGACCCUGAAAAUGGAUGGGCGAUGGAAUCAUGGUUCGCUUUGGUCCAUGAAAGGGAAGUGCUCAAAUGCAAAGAAGAAAUGUUGCGAUUAAGCAAAAAAGAAAUGGAGCUCGAGGUCAAAUACCGAGAUUUGAACCUUCGCUUCAAACAACUUGGAGAGGGCAUGAACGACAAUCUAGCUGCAAAUAGUGAUCUCCUCGCUGCCAUGCUCGCCGUAGUUGAAGAGAAAAAGGAGGUGAACAAACUCAGCGAGAAUGCCAAGCAGUGCUACAAGAAAGCUUGUAAAUUUGUUGUACGAUCCUCAUAUAGAAAUGUUCAAACCAGCUCCCAGCCCACGAGAGAAAUUUUGCUAUUGUCUACUGUCGUUGCUUUGAGCUAUAAAUAUUUGCUGGUUAGGAUUAUAGUCUUCAUAAGUUCAGGAAUGAUCGCAAAGAGAUCGAAGAAGCAUUUCAAAGCUAAAUUUAACAGAAACAAAAGAAGAGGAAGUCAUAAUUUGCGAGAAUCUGUCGAGUCUGUCGGAUGUGGUCAUGCCGAUGGAAGUGCUAGGAUAAGCAAGGGCAAAAACACGCACCGAGGUGUAUCUCACACAUUUUUCGACGAAAGCGACGUCGACAACUCUGUUGAAAGUUUGGCCGAAACAAGUGGGAAUGGAGUUUCCAAAGAAAUAGCCGAAGUUGUCAAAGGGCGGGCAAAGCAGCGACGGAAACGGAAACGUCGCCAGAGUUCCACUGGAUCGGUUGGAAAGCGGCACAGAGUUAGUUCCACAACAGAUGUCCAUACAGAUACAAAUGCGUCGGACACGCCAGAUAUAUUGGACAAGCUUGAAAAACCCACACAAGGAAGUUGCGGGAAAAUCACCGGGGAACUACCGGCUGAUGUGAAGCGCAUUUUGAUAGAUCGCCUGUCUUCAACACCUGCUUUCCUUAAAUUGUCGCUUCUAAAUCAUGAAUGGCGAGAACUGUGUGUUGAGCAAGCUAGUCGAUGGUCGAGAAUUGGUCUCACCGUUGACGUGGCUCGAUUCUUUCGCGAUAACAAUCCUUUCUUACGAACUUUCGUGGAAGAUGACUGUGGCGGUCAGACUAAGGCUUUCCAUAAUGAUGUUCGAAAGGUGGUGCGAAUGUUAGUACGUCUGGCUGAGUUUGGCUCUGGUGAAAAAGGAAACCGUAGACUUGUGUUGGAAAACUUCACCCCGAAGAGCAUCGGUUGGUUCCAUUCUUAUUCUGAAGAACAACUUUCCAUAUGUCCAGUUAUCCUGAGGGAAAAAAUCCGGGAUUUGUUCUUGAUUCAUUUCAACAAAACAUCGAAAUAUGUGUAUUCGGAACCAUUUUUUGACUCUGCAAUGUUCAUUAAUAUGGUAUAUCACUGUCAGGACAAUGUUACAUCUCUAAACCUAGGUGAUUUAGAGGGUGCGGAGAGAAUAUUACGUUGCACUUUUCACAAUCUUGAAGAACUCAUAUGGCAUAGCGCAGAGUUGGACGAUUUGGCGGAUCUCAAUUUCCCCAAGUUGUCUGUGCUAUCAUUAACUGCUAAGGCUUCAUCAAUGUAUGGUUUCAAUAUUUUAAGAAGAUGUCCCAGCCUUAGCUGUCUCUAUACAGGCUUGAGAGUUCCGGACAAUCCGACGAGAUUCGAUUUGGAUGUGUUAUUGCGAUGUUAUCAAUCGUUUUGGAAUACAUCCGCAUCCGAAGAAGAGGAAAACGAUGAUGACAGCGAUGCGGAUAAAUCCACGUAUAUUAUCACCACACUUCCGAAACUUAAUUAUAUAGGUUUUUGGAAUGCACCGGAAAAGUUGCUGGCCAUUAUGGGUCGAUAUGGUGUUCGCUUCGAGACUUUACAGUUCGGUCAAUUAAACCAAGCAUUAACGCGGCUUUGUUCAUUGGACUCAGUCAUGCAGGCUUUAUUCAAGUUCAACCAGCCAAAGUAUGAAUGUUAUAAAGUUGACGUCUCUCACUUGAGGAUGUAUUUGCAUGCAAUGCCUGUUGUUUCGCUCGAUUAUUAUCUACCUCAGUUGAUGAUGGGUGUAAAUGAUGCUUUCUGCUCUAUUCGAAGUCUCGAUCUAUUCGUUCAUUGCACUUUCUCAGCGACAAUGCCGUCUUCUUGGGUACUUGAUGGCCGCUUUAAAAACUCUCGGUCGAAGCUGAAACGGCUUACUCAUUUCUCGCUCCACAUUGAUGGAUUUUGUGUGUUCGAUGAUCUCGACUGUCACCUCCCACCUUGUAUUACCUGUGUGUCAAUUUCGGUAUCUUUACCCGCAAUCGGAGCUUCGAAGUCAGUUGCUUCUCUGUUGAGUUUCGUGAAGCGACUAGCUGAUGUUAAUGGUUACCCGGAUCUGGAGGAGCUCCACUUACAGGUAUGGGGUGUUCGCUGCGCGGAAAGCCUCCUAAAUCAGGUGGCCGACCAUUUAUCCGAUAUUCGUCGACUUAGCAUCAUUGCUAUGCCAGUCGAGGAACAAAGAGAUCGUCUUAUCGACCUUAUUAAACACGUCGUUGAGAACUGCCCUCGGCUUGUGUCGCUUAACCUGAGCGCAGAAAUGACACGGUUGCUUCUGGGCGAACAUGGAGAUCUCUGGCGCACUAACUGGAGACAGGCUAUAGCUCUUCUAAGAGCCGAUUGUGGAUUUCCUGGCAUGUGUGAGCUGGGUGUAAGCUGUUUGCCGCGAACGUACGGGUACGAUGACUACGUCGUUACUCCUCACUAUCCAGAAGUGACGGAGGCUAACAUUGGUUCAGAAGCGUUUUCGGAAGACGAGAAUGAAGAAGGCGAAUCAUCGGAAGCUGAUGAUAGUGACAGUUGCUCAAAUGACUCUUUCGUAGUGGACGGUAGCGAUGAGGAGUCCGAAGGAGAGUCGGAUGACGAAAUAGACCAUUACGAUCGUUUGCUCGAGGAGGAAACCGAUCGUCGUCAUGAGAGAUAUUUGAGAAAGCAAGCACGACGACCAUCAACCUCGCCUGAGGAUCCUGUACAGGAGCAGGACGAUGGUGAUGAAGAUGAUAGCGAUGUAGAAUACAUUACUGACUAUGAAGACGAAGAAGACGAGAGCCAGAACAACUACAUGCAUCCUAUGAUCGAUGCGGAAGCUGAAGAAGUGGAAAGCGGAAUGGAAUCAAGUGAACAGAGUGAUACUGAACCCGAGGGCGAAGACAUUGUUUACAGUAGUGAUCAAGAAAUGCUCGAGGCGGAGGCUCAGAUGGUUAACGCUAGACCUCGCCGGAAUCAGAUCCAAGCGUCAAGGAAUAAACGGAUAAUAGAAUCUGACAGCGACUAG